Molecule: messenger RNA, 990 nt
Organism: Fusarium venenatum
Lineage: Eukaryota; Fungi; Ascomycota; Sordariomycetes; Hypocreales; Nectriaceae
Product: Alpha/Beta hydrolase protein
Source: RefSeq, a predicted model, not a curated record
AUGUUUAGAACAUCGCCUCGCACAGUUUUGCGAAAUCGUAUUCCGCAAUCAUCACUUCGCUUCUAUGCAACAUCUUCUCGCACACACCAAACCAUUCACUUAUCAGAUGGUCGAAAGCUAGGCUUUGCAGAAUAUGGAAGACCAAAUGGAAAACCAGUCUUUUACUUUCAUGGAUUUCCGUCAUCAAGGCUUGAAGCACAGCCCAUUGACGACAUAGCUCAACGAUGCGGUGUUCGUCUCAUUGCCCUCGACAGGCCUGGUUUUGGGCUAUCAUCACCCAAGCCUGACUAUCGCAUCACCGACUGGCCCAAAGACGUAGCGGAACUCGCAAAAACAAAGAAAAUCACCGAAUUCUCUGUAUUUGGACUCUCUGGAGGUGGUCCCUUUGCUUUGGCUUGUGCCUACGUCUUGCCUAAACGUGCACUUAUAAGUGUUGGACUGUUUGCUAGUGCACCGCCUUGGGAAGCAGGUGUUCAGCACGUCGACAAGUCUCGUCGCAUACUGAGGUUUUGCGCGAUGAAAUUUCCAAAUUUACUGGCGGGUGCCUUGAGUAUGCUCAUUGGCUCUGUUCGAUGGCUUGUUCUGACAGGGCCUGCGAUAAACCGAAUCGGAAAAUGGCUCGAUACCCAAGAUGCAAAGGAGAAACCCGGAAUUGAAAUCACAAAGUCUCACACUGAAAGAGUCGAGGAUCUUGUCAACAUGCUCCUUGACGAGCCAUUCCGUCAAGGCGCCCGUGGGACAGUCCACGAGACCAAACUGCUGUCUUCUAAAGACUGGGGGUUUAAACUCGAGGAUGUUGACUAUGACAGAGUUCAAAUCUGGCAUGGAGUGAAAGAUACGAAUGCGAAUAUUGCUAUGAUCCGGUACAUGGCGGAGCGUAUACCGAAUAGUGAGUUGACCGAGUUUGAGGAGGAUACUCAUUACACCAUGUACAAGCACAUUGAGCCAGCGCUGCGUAGUUUGGUGAACAACGAGGAGAAGAAUGAGUGA